Messenger RNA from Ailuropoda melanoleuca (giant panda), 532 nucleotides. RefSeq names its product HIG1 hypoxia inducible domain family member 1B (gene HIGD1B). Gene Ontology annotation, biological process: mitochondrial respirasome assembly. The record is from RefSeq and is a predicted model, not a curated record. Gene Ontology annotation, cellular component: mitochondrion. Lineage: Eukaryota; Metazoa; Chordata; Mammalia; Carnivora; Ursidae. Bases 167 to 466 code for a protein of 99 amino acids. The transcript is spliced from 4 exons.
UUGCUUCCCUGACCCCACAGUGGCAGCUCCAUCAUCAGCUCCUGGCCUGUUCAAAACAGCAGAUGCUGAGCCCUGGCCUGGCUGCUCGCUCUCUACUUUCUAGCCAUCUCCUAGGGACUGGGCUGAAGCCUCAGAGCCCCAGCUGCUAACACCUGGGGCCAGGAUCAUGUCUGCUAACAAAGGCUGGUGGGUACCACCCGAGGGCGAAGACAGCGUGUCUCAGAAGUUCCUGAGGAAGACCAGGGAGUCUCCGCUGGUGCCUGCAGGCUUAGGAGGCUGCCUAGCAGUGGCAGCCUACCGGAUUUAUCGGCUGAAGGCCCGUGGUUCCACCAAGAUGUCCAUACACCUGAUUCACACCCGAGUGGCGGCACAAGCCUGUGCCGUGGGUGCGGUCAUGCUAGGUGCCGUGUACACAAUGUACAGAGACUACGUCAAGAGGACAGCACAGAAUCCCGGGGAGAAGUAGGACUCCUAUAGGGCCUGGGGCCGCCAGAGCCUCUUCCAUCGAUCCCUGGUACAUUCCUAAUAAAGC